Parasteatoda tepidariorum (common house spider) is the source of this 1749-nucleotide messenger RNA. NCBI's taxonomy places the organism in Eukaryota, Metazoa, Arthropoda, Arachnida, Araneae, Theridiidae. The record is from RefSeq and is a predicted model, not a curated record.
AUAUCUUUUGAAGUUCAUAGGAGUGUUUUUUGUUCGAAAUCAUCUAAAGAACUGUUCUGAUGUUGAUCAAGUUUUGUAUUCAUCUGUACUUCAAAAUUACAUUAGGGAAUGUCUGAAAGUUGGAUACAACUUUGAACUCUUUGUCGAUGAAGAUAAUUCAGUUCCAGAUCAUGUUCAUUUAGAUAAAUAUCAAUUGUUUCCUACUAUUAUUGAAUCAGUUUUAAAUGGGUCUAUUGAAGAUGCUAACAUCUGUGUUGUUUCUAUUAGCUAUGAAAAAUUUCCUAGUGGAAAUAUAGUGCAAGAAAAAUUAGGUCAAUCUGAAAUUAAAAACUCCCUUUUAACAACCAUAUAUUCUUUAUGGAAAAUGAUCCACAUGAGAUUUGGAAAUGUUAGGAUAAAUUUUGGCCAACCUUUUUCUAUAAAGGAAUUCAUCCAAACUUGGAAGCAAAGCCUACCCAGUAAAAUACCCACAACAGAUACUCCUCCAUCCUCACCCAUCAAUAAUUCAUCGGCAGUAGCAAAACAAGAGUUUGUAGAACUUUUGCAGCAUGUCCAGAAAAAUUUAAAAAAGCAUCUUGUUUAUGAUGCAGUAUUUUCAACUCCAUUAAUGAGUACUCACCUUUUGGCAUUUUUACUUCUCACACAAUAUAGAAAAGGUGCUACACAGCAGCAACUCCAGAACAGUAUGGACUGGUUGAGAGGGCUGUUGGCCAAUAAAAAGAGGGACACUGGCUUCACAGGACAGUCGUUACCCGUCAUCAAACGAGCGGUGGAGUUUCUCGGAAAAGAUCUCAUUUCCUCGGAAGUGGUGGACAUGGAAUGGACUUCCAGUGAUCUCGAGAAUAACAAUGUCAAAAUAACAAUCUACAAGCCUGUUAUCAACCUGCCACAUGUUCUGGAGCUUCAGCACUACGCCAGUCAUGUUGUGCCUGUUUUUAUAAUUGAUAGCAUUGUUGUGAAUGCUAUUUAUGCUCUGGUGGAUGUUGAAAUUUGCCAUUUUCGUCACUGUGAUAGCCAACUGUAUGUUUCCAGAGAUAAGCUCAUUGACAAAGCAAUUGAGCUGAGUGAUUUACUUGAAUAUGAAUUUGUAACCAUUCCACCUUGUUCUGAUCUUGCUCUUAGCUUUAGUGAUUCUUUAGAUGCACUUGUAGAAAAAGAGUGUCUCCAUUCUGUUGGAAUGAACAUAAUUGCGGGUAGACCACCAAGGUACUCUGGGAAAGCUCACAUUUUGAGUUUUGAUGCCAGUGAUGAUGAAGAUGAUGAGGAUUCAGACUUACCGCUAUCCAAAGAAAAACAAUUGAAAGUAGAUCUUUCCGAAGAAAGCAUUAGUCAUUUAGAAUUUCUAAGAAAUGUGUUGAGCCCAUACAUUGAGUCAUAUUGGCUAUCUGCGAUCACCUUGCUGAAAUUGAUUGAUGAUGUAAAAAAAGAGAGUGUAUUCAUUCAAGAGAUGCAGCUGACAGCCCAGGAAAAGUUAUACAAAGGUUUGUUAGGAUAUGAAGAGAGUUUCUCGGCCAUCACUUUCAAGAACUCCCUCAAAUUAUUUGAAAGCUGGCAUGUGGUAGAAUCUUAUGAGCAGGAUGGUAUUAAAAUUGUAUACCUAAAUGAGAACUACAACAACAAAGAACAAAUAGAUUUCAUCAUUUCGAAAGUUGAAGAGUUCAGAAAAUGAUUAUCAUUGUUUCUAUUGCCUGAGCAUUAUUUUUGUGUUCUUAUUGUAAAUAUAAUGUAAAAUAAAGUGAGCAGUUUUUA